Penicillium alfredii is the source of this 582-nucleotide messenger RNA. RefSeq lists its product as uncharacterized. The record is from RefSeq and is a predicted model, not a curated record. The transcript has a single exon. Lineage: Eukaryota; Fungi; Ascomycota; Eurotiomycetes; Eurotiales; Aspergillaceae. The coding region runs from base 1 to 582 and encodes 193 amino acids. Gene Ontology annotation, biological process: RNA processing.
AUGGCCCCAGUUGUUCCCCCACAAAUGCGCUUUCUGAAUGAUGCUGCACAAUCGCUUUCUCUCAGCCCGUCGACGUCAGCGCAUCUGCUGGCGACGCACACUCUGUUGCUCCACCAGGAUUCAAAGGCAUUGACUGUGCGGCAGCAGAAGGAUUACUGUGGUGCAUGUGGUAGUAUUAGAGAUCCUCAGUCGACCAAGGUCACUCAAAUUCGACGCGGUAAAUCUCUGCCAUCACAGUCAUCUCGGCCAGGCCCCGGCGCUACAGUCUACAAGUGCCUUCGCUGCCAUCGACGAGCUGUUACUCCCCGCAAACAACGACUAUCCAAAACGACAUCUCGCAUUACCUCUCACGCUGCCACAGCAAAGCCAUCUCCGACUCCGAUUUCGCAACAGUCCACUCCUUCAGAAGUCGCAAAGUCAACCACAGACGCCCCCACCCCAAAAGAACCACCCAGCAAAACGGCAGAGAACGCAAGCAGCAAGAAGCGAGCCAAGACACGAAAACAAGGAGGAUUGCAAGCUCUGUUGGCGUCCAAGCAACGCUCGUCUCCGUCCCUCGACCUGCUCGACUUCCUGCAGUAG